This is a messenger RNA of Erythranthe guttata (spotted monkey flower), 1218 nucleotides long. RefSeq names its product F-box-like protein. Gene Ontology annotation, cellular component: SCF ubiquitin ligase complex. Gene Ontology annotation, molecular function: protein binding. Lineage: Eukaryota; Viridiplantae; Streptophyta; Magnoliopsida; Lamiales; Phrymaceae. The record is from RefSeq and is a predicted model, not a curated record. Gene Ontology annotation, biological process: SCF-dependent proteasomal ubiquitin-dependent protein catabolic process; protein polyubiquitination.
AGAGAGAGAGAGAGAUAGAGAGAGAGAUUAAGGUAAAAUAAAAUGAAACCACAAGAACACCAUAGCACGUGUACAGUUACUUGUAAGAACAACUCUUUCAGCUUCGUAGCACAACAGAAGACCAUUAAAACAAACAAAUAAACACCUCCCCUUUGAAAAAUUCAUCACCCGAUUUCCAUAUUUUCUUCAUCAAACAAAAAAAUAAAAUUAAAAAUAAAAAAGGAAAUAUGCAGCAGGCAAUCAACAUACAGAAUUCAAUCCCAGAUGAUAUUGCCCUCAAAAUCGCUUCAUCCCUUCAUGUUUUCGACGUGUGUUCCUUAGGCAGUUGUUCUAGGUUCUGGAGGGAUUUGUGUGGCUCUGAUUGUGUGUGGGAGGGUCUAUGCAAGAAUCGGUGGUCUUCACUUUCUCUGGAUGAUAUUCAUCAAGAAACACACUCCAAUUCAAAGGGAUGGAAAGGGUUGUAUAUAAGUAAGCACAUAGAUAUGGCUGUAAAAGCAGCUUCUGUGACAACUUUUAUGGAAAAAGCUUUAGCUUUUGAAUCGAUCGAGGCUGGUAAUUAUUUGAAAGCCAUUGAAUUAUUGAAAUCGCUGCAACUUGGAUUCGAAGAUGUUCGAUUCUUCUUCCUCAAACCGAAUCUCGAUGUGCUGCUUAACUUGAUCGGAUUGCACUACUGCAUUGUUUGGCUCGGUGUUCCGGCGGAGUAUGUAAUAGAAGCACUAGAAAGAAACCGUGUUUCGAAGAGGCAAGUGUGUGUGCAAUGGUGGAAACUCGGAAGAUGGUUUUACGGGUUCCGGUUAAGGGACGAGUUUCAUUCUAGAAGCAUCUCCUUGGAAGAUCUAACGGCUAGUGACGAACAAAUUAUUGGAGUGCUUUCUCGUGGGGCCGUACACGAAGUUAUUCGUGUUCAAAUUUCUGCUGCUAAGCCUACUCACACGUCGUGGUCUCAUCAAGUUGCUCAAGUGUGAUUAUAAUAAGAAAAAAAAAGGCUUCGUCUGUUUCGAUUUUGUAAAUAUACGGGUCGAAAAGUUGUCUUUCAAGACAUCAAUGUAUAUGUUAUGUAAUUAUUGGCUUUGUAAAUAAGAUGUCUCUAAUUUGUGUGUGUGUGUGUGUGUGUGUGUGUGUGUGUGUGUGUGUGUGUGUGUGUGUGUGUGUAUAUUAAGUUGUACUUUUUCAACCUUGUGUGAACAUAUUAUUUUAUGCAUCUUUUUUUUGUUUUUU